AGGCGGGGCGGGGCGGGGCGGGGCGGAGUUGGACUGGACUAGGCUGGACACACUGGGAGGCAGCCGGCGUGCGGUGUUCGCGGUGUCUGUGCGGGCGCGAUGGUGCUGUGCGACGUGUGCGGGCAGGCACUGCCCGCGGAGGCGGCGGCGCGGCGGCGCCUAUCCCUAUGCCGCCGCCAGCCCCGCUGCCCGCUCUGCCGCGCCGCCGCCGCCCCGGGCUGCGACGAGCUCCGCCGGCAUUUGGAGAAGGCCCACCCGGAGUCGGGGCCUCCGGGCUCCUCCCACCCUGGGGCACCGCUCGAGUGUCCGUUCUGUGGGGAGGCGGCGGGGCAGGAACUGGAGGAGCACGUCCAGGACCGGCACGGGCACCUGCUGGGCGCCCCAGGCACGGACACUGGAAAUGGUGAACAGCUAUAUGAAUGUCCUAUGUGCGGUCUUACCUGUACAGACAUUCAGAUUCUUGAAGAACAUGUGAAUUUGCACUUAGAGGAACACAGCUUUUCAGAAGGUGGACAUAUAAGAGAUUUAGAACUGGCUCAGCAGCUCCAGACUGAAGAAGAUAAAUGGCAGAGAUCAGAAGAAGAGAAGCGAGAGAGGGAAGAAUUUAAGAAGCUACAGAGACAGUAUGGCUUGGAUAAUUCUGGUGGCUACAAGCAGCAAUUUCUAAAGAAUAUGGAAAGAGAAGUUGAUAGAGGAAGGAUGCAGCCCUUUGAAUAUCACAAGAGAAAAGCUGACAUGAUGGAAAGUUUGGCUUUUGGUAUAGAUGACGGGAAAACAAAGACCUCAGGAGUCAUUGAAGCAUUGUGCAAAUACUAUCAGAAUGAGAACAAAGAUGUGAGGCAUGUAUGGCUUUCAGCAGGAGUAGAUCACUUCCACUCAUCCUUGGGCGACAGAGGCUGGGGUUGUGGGUACAGGAACUUCCAAAUGCUCCUCUCCUCACUGUUGCAGAACAGUUUGUAUAGAGACUGCUUGACAGAUACUACACUAAUUCCUAGUAUACCAAAGAUUCAGUCCAUGAUUGAAGAUGCCUGGAGAGAAGGUUUUGAUCCUCAUGGGGCAUCUCACUUCAACAACAGAUUACAUGGUUCCAAAGCAUGGAUAGGAGCAUGUGAAAUUUACUCGCUGUUAACCAGUCUCAGGAUGAAAUGCCAAAUCAUUGACUUUCACAAACCGACUGGUCCUACGGGUACACACCCUCGUUUGUUUGAGUGGGUUUUGCAUUACUAUUCUGCAGAUAAUGGAGGUGGCACAAAGGUGGUGUGUACUUCCAAACCACCCAUCUACUUGCAGCAUCAAGGUCACAGUCGUACUGUUGUUGGAAUAGAAGAGAAGAAAAACAAAAGCUUAUGUUUGCUACUGUUUGACCCAGGAUGUUCUUCCCAAGAAAUGCAGAAACUGCUGAAACAGAACAGUGAUGGAACUAAUCUCAAACUACUUCGGAAAUUUAUGGGUAGCCUGAAAGAAAAGCAGUACCAGAUAGUGGCUGUAGAUGGGGUGCUGUCUUUGGAAGAGAAAGCUGCUCGCUGCCGUGCUUCUCAGGUCUUAACAUCAGAGAAGAUUCCUUAAAGGAUACUUUUAUUGCCUGUUUAUGGAAUUUAUUGGAUGCAAAUCAUUAAACUUGUGGACUGUGACCCUAACUCGACAAUUUCUAGACUAAACCAUGUCUCUAUAAUGCUUGGGGGCUCUGGAGAAGCACAACACUGGAGUAAACCUAUAGUUUUGGUGUUCAGUCAAAACUCUGCCGUCCUGCUAUAACUAACUGAAGUAUUAGAGUCUUUGUCUUACUAGAAAAUGUGUUAUUUUAUUAGUUGCUUAAAUGAGCAACACCUACUGUCUUGUAUCAAACUAUGCACUGUUAAUAAGCAGUGGAUAAAGAUACUAUGGAACUAGUUUAUUGGAGUUCCUGGUCAUGGUUUAUGUCUGUAAAUGUAAUUAUGCGUCCUCUGUGACCAGUCCUCUGUUUCUCCACAGUACAGUCUGUUACACCAGGGAUUAGUUUACUACUGAACUUCUUUUCAGUUAACUGGUUUCCCUAGAGGUAUCACCUGUAAACAUGAACACAGAGGUGGAUCAGUGUUGGCAUUGGCUAUGAGGUCUAAGAAAGUGCUGUCCAGAGUAGAGUGCUCGUGCUUUAGAUGCCACACAAGACAGUCUUUGGGGUACAGGAAGAUAAUAUUUCUUUUGUACCAUGGAUAAAUAAACUAAAUAUGUUUUUAAAAGUG
Messenger RNA from Chiroxiphia lanceolata (lance-tailed manakin), 2222 nucleotides. RefSeq names its product zinc finger containing ubiquitin peptidase 1 (gene ZUP1). The record is from RefSeq and is a predicted model, not a curated record. Gene Ontology annotation, biological process: regulation of gene expression. Lineage: Eukaryota; Metazoa; Chordata; Aves; Passeriformes; Pipridae. Bases 100 to 1566 code for a protein of 488 amino acids. The transcript is spliced from 9 exons. Gene Ontology annotation, cellular component: nucleus.